CCGUGGUGUCUAAUUCCAAGUUUGCGUCUCCGGUUACAGCAUUGUUAACGGAACAGUUCCCCCUGCCUGAAGCUAUCUUGGGCAGCAGAGUUUUAGAAAAUACGGACAGGGGUCAUUUUGUACGGUAUUUGAGCGCAUAAAACGUAGGAGAUUCAGUUGGUUGGGAGACGCAAAUCGCUAACUAACGUUACAGUUCCAUAUCCCCAUAAAGGAAUAUUUAAGUUUGGGAACCAUGUCUCGGGAGCAGCAGGCGGUGGAGCGCGCGCGCAAGGCCUUCCUCACGGGACGGUCCAAGCAGCUGGACUACAGGAUCAUGCAGCUCAAGUCGCUGCAGCGCUUCCUCGUGGAGAGAAGCCAGGAGAUCUGCGAUGCGCUCAAGAAGGACCUCAACAAGAGCGAGCUCGGCACGCCGCUGUACGAGACGCUGGGCCUGGAGGGCGAGAUCGGGCUGGCGGUCAGCAAGCUGAAGGAGUGGGCGGCGCCCCGGCCCGUGGAGAAGAACCUGCUGACGCUCUCGGACCAGGUGUUCAUCCAGCCCGAGCCGCUGGGCGUGGUGCUCAUCAUCGGCGCCUGGAACUACCCCUGGGCCGUCACCCUGCAGCCCCUCAUCGGCGCCAUCGCUGCAGGUAAUGCUGCCGUAGUGAAGCCCUCGGAGGUCAGCGCUCACACGUCUAAGGUGAUGGAGGAACUGCUCCCCGUUUACCUGGACAAGGAGCUGUAUCCCGUGGUUACCGGGGGUGUCCCAGAGACCCAGGAGCUGCUGAGGCAGCGUUUUGACCACAUCUUCUACACGGGGAACCCCGCCGUGGGAAAACUGGUGAUGGAGGCCGCCGCCCGUCACCUGACCCCCGUCACCCUGGAGCUGGGGGGGAAGAGCCCCUGCUACAUCGACAAGGACUGUGACAUCACAAUCGCCUGCCGACGGAUAACCUGGGGAAAGUUCACAAACUGCGGCCAGACCUGCAUCGCCCCCGACUACCUCCUGUGUGAGCCCAGCAUCCAGGACCGUGUGGUGGAAGAGAUUGGCAAGUGUGUGAAGGAGUUCUACACGGAGGACCCCAAGGCCUGUGAGGAUUACGGGCGCAUGAUCAACCAGCGGCACUUCAGCAGGGUGCUGGGGCUGAUGGAGGGCAGUACGGUGGCCCUCGGGGGCCAGAGUGACGAGGCGCAGUGCUACAUCGCCCCCACGAUCCUCCGGGACGUGCAGCCGGACUCCAAGGUGAUGCAGCAGGAGAUCUUUGGCCCCCUGUUGCCCAUAGUAACGGUCAGCGGGCUGGAGGAGGCGAUCCGCUUCAUCAACGCCAGAGAGAAACCGCUGGCCCUGUACGUCUUCUCUCAGGAUAACAAGCUGAUCAAACGUGUUAUCUCGGAGACCUCGAGCGGUGGGGUUCUGGGCAAUGACUGCCUGGUUCACUUCUCUGUGAGCGCACUGCCCUUUGGGGGUGUAGGCAACAGUGGGAUGGGCAGCUACCACGGGAAGCACAGCUUCGACCAGCUGAGCCACCUGCGCGGCUGCCUCAUCAAGUCCCUGGGCAUGGAGGGCGUCAACAAGAUGCGCUACCCGCCCCACACGGCGCAGAAGCUGAGCUGGGCGCGCUUCUUCAUCCUCAAGCAGGUGGACUUCGGCCGCCUGGGCCGGCUGGCCAUGUUCGCCAUGCUCGCCGUGGUCGCCGCCGUGCUGAUCCAGAGGUAUUGGCAGUGAGGGGCUGUUGCAGAUCUGCGCAGAUGGACUCCGGCUGCGCAGUGAGAUUUGGGACCCGCGGCUGUCUUGACCACACAGGCCUUACCCAAAAACCUCAAUUGGGCUACUUUAUCGUCUAACUGCUGAUUAUUUUAUCUACCUUACCCAAAAACCUCAGCUGGGCUACUUUAUCGUCUAACUGCUGAUUAUUUUAUCUACCUUACCCAAAAACCUCAGCUGGGCUACUUCAUCGUCUAACUGCUGAUUAUUUUAUCUACCUUACCCAAAAACCUCAGCUGGGCUACUUCAUCGUCUAACUGCUGAUUAUUUUAUCUACCUUACCCAAAAACCUCAGCUGGGCUACUUUAGCGUCUAAUUGCUGAUUAUUUUAUCCACGACACUUGAUGGAGUUUUUAGUUUUAACCUGUUAGCUCAGGUUGUUUUUUUAAAAAUAGCAUUUAUUUCCAUUACUCUGCAAAUGGAUUUAGUUUUAAUGAAGAGAGCUGAAGGAUGUUGCCUUUACUGGAUUCACAGUUAUUCCAGUAAUGGCUGCUUAAUGGGGGUACUGGGGACCCUGUAUAUGAAGUUCUGUAGUAUUUGUGUCUUCACGUUUCAAAGCUCAGGACCCCUAGUGAAAUGUGAUUGGCUAGGUCUCCCUGUCAUGUGACCAGAGGACAUCCUGUUGUGUAACUGGAGGUCUUCCUGUCCUGGGACCAGAAGUCUUCCUGUCAUUUGGCAGUAGGACUUCCUGUCAUGUGACUGAAGGUCUUUGUGUUAUGUGACUGGAGAACAUCCUGUCAUUUGGCCAGAGGCCUUCCAGUCUUUCCCAGCCAGUUAGAAUAAGCCUUGGAAGUUUGAAUUAAUGCAGGGCAAAAGCCUUUGCCCAUAAAUGGACUUCCUGAUCAAUGGUGAAUUUCUCUAUGGGGAAAAUGAAUGGGAGAUUAACAUAAUCAUCCCUGUCAUAUUCUGUGAUUCGAACUGGCAUUUAAAACUCGGAUGAUUUUGUCCACAAAUUUCUCUCUUAAAUGGCACUGGAUCCACUGAAUUUCCCGCCAAAACAAUUAUUUCCAUUAUGAGGCCAUUGCAGCUAGUCAAAGGUAACAUUAGCCAACGAAGAUAUUUAAAUAAACUACUCAAAUAAGGAGAAUUACUCAUGAGAACAGUAACAAUAAUGACUAUAGCAACAAUAAAGAUAUUGAAAAUAUAUACAACUAUUCAAAAUAGGAAAAUAUAAUUUUUUACGCCAACAGGUAAUAGCAAGCGGUUCAUGUGUGUGAGUGGUAGCUUGAGAUGCAGCCCAAUGUGUGAAAAAAAUGGGUGAAAAGCAUUUUUUUUUUCAUAUGCAAACAUCCAAAUGUGUCAUGCAUUGUUUUGAAGGAAUUUUUUAUCCAGAAGUCUCGAAGAUGCUAACAAAUCUGAAGGAAAUGACAACAUGACUUGUUGGGUCUAUAUCAUCACAGAACUAGAAUAGAAGCACAUGGACAACUCUAAUGAAGGAACAUCAGGUUGAGUUUUUCCAGCCUUUUCUGAAGUAAAACUGAAAUAAUUGUAACGGAUACCUCACGCAAUUCACACUAGAUAUGUAUGGACAUACAUAUGCAUAUUCAGUCAGAAUUAUGUUGGAAAUUCAUAUUCAGUCAGAAUUAUGUUGCUAAUUCAUGUUUACAUUUUUGAUUGAAGUGCAGGAAUGGAUCAGUGUGAAUGUGCACUAGCCAUUAUGAAAUGCAGUGAACUGUGUACUGUAUGUAUUGCCAUGGUAACAUUUUAUUUCUUGUUAAUUCAGCAAUUUAAAAAUAAUGCUCACAACAUAGCUGCUGUUGUAUGGAACAAACAUUUUAAUUAUUUUGCUGAAAUGACAUAUUGUCUGAAAAUCACCUGACAUUUACAAUACUGUGAUUAUAUUCUAUUGUUGGCAAAUAAAAUGUUAGUUUGAAACGUGAA
Molecule: messenger RNA, 3622 nt
Organism: Anguilla rostrata (American eel)
Lineage: Eukaryota; Metazoa; Chordata; Actinopteri; Anguilliformes; Anguillidae
Gene: aldh3a2b
Product: aldehyde dehydrogenase 3 family, member A2b
Exons: 11
Coding region: 233-1702 (489 amino acids)
Biological process (GO): aldehyde metabolic process
Cellular component (GO): cytoplasm
Molecular function (GO): 3-chloroallyl aldehyde dehydrogenase activity; aldehyde dehydrogenase (NAD+) activity
Source: RefSeq, a predicted model, not a curated record